Molecule: messenger RNA, 801 nt
Organism: Oncorhynchus keta (chum salmon)
Lineage: Eukaryota; Metazoa; Chordata; Actinopteri; Salmoniformes; Salmonidae
Product: probable pancreatic secretory proteinase inhibitor
Exons: 3
Coding region: 282-557 (91 amino acids)
Molecular function (GO): protein binding; serine-type endopeptidase inhibitor activity
Source: RefSeq, a predicted model, not a curated record
UGCAGUCAUCUCAGUUUUAAUUUGAAGCAUAUUUUUAUACUUCGCUUGUUUGUAUCAAUUGCAAAGAUAUUGGUAACUUUGUAUUUGUAGUGAACUUUGUUCUGAAGUUACCUGCGGUCACAGACUGAUAAACCCAAUAUUUAGCGGAGAUAUUCUGUGUAGCCUAUAGGCCUAAAGUGACGCGGUAGGGCAAAAAAGAGCAUAUACGAAGCACUUGGCUUUUCUACGAGUGGUCGGAGGCAAAAAUUAGACUACGAGCGUUUUCAAGGGCAACGUUAACGAUGGUUUUGGGAAACAGCUCGGAGAUUGAACAUAGCUUUGAGAUGCUUUUGGAAAACCGGGCCUUGGCGUUUUGGAAUCAGCUUGCUACCCAACCUUUCAUUCAGUUUGGUCCAAAGCCAUCUUGUGGGGAUAUGAGCCAAUCCCAGGCAUGCCCGCUCAACUACUCCCCAGUGUGUGGUAAUGAUGGAAACACUUAUCCCAACGAGUGUUCUCUGUGUGUUCACCGGCUGGAAACCAAUGCAGACAUCUUGAUAGUGAAAGACGGAAGUUGCUGAAGAGUAGCCUACUCAAGUACAGAUGAUUCCGCUGUGAAUGUGAUAUUAUCAUCACAUUUAUCUUUGAUUCUUUCUGUGAUUGUAGAAGUAGUUUUUUUAUGGAACACUCAUGCACAGUACACACACAAUCAUUUAUAAUCAUAUUCAUUUGUAUUCAAUCUUAACACUAUCUUUGUAAAGAAUAAAUCGAUUUUUCAGUCACAGCUCCUGUGGAAUCUUUUAUCAUUAAAGGUCCAGAUGCUCA